Drosophila hydei is the source of this 3998-nucleotide messenger RNA. RefSeq names its product la-related protein Larp4B. The transcript is spliced from 13 exons. Bases 3 to 3767 code for a protein of 1254 amino acids. The record is from RefSeq and is a predicted model, not a curated record. Gene Ontology annotation, molecular function: GTPase activity; calcium channel regulator activity; GTP binding. Lineage: Eukaryota; Metazoa; Arthropoda; Insecta; Diptera; Drosophilidae. Gene Ontology annotation, cellular component: plasma membrane.
AAAUGGAUGCGAAAUUGGCGCAGGGUCAAUUUCCGGCUACGUUUCCGGAGACAUUCAAGAAUUUCUUUGCAAUGAUGAACGAAGACGAGGAUCACGUCGAACUGUUCGCCAAUCUGCUGGAGGAUAAGGUGAUACCGCGCGGCAGUCCGAUGCAUGUCCAGCGCCAGCGGAGCGGUGGCAGCUUACGCAACCACCGCAACCGCCAGGCUGCGCAUGAAUCCACCGACACUUCGACCGAGGCGAACGCUCACGGUCGUGCCCAAGUCGUACCGCCGGGCCAAGCUCAAAAUCAAGCUGAGGACCAGAUGCAAAAUCGUUCUCGGUCCCGUUCCCAGAUACGUUUCACUUGGCAGCAGCAGCACCAGCAGCAGCACCAGCAUCAACAUCAGCAUCAGCAGUAUCAUCAGCUGGUCCAUGGAGCAGGACGCAGUCGUAGCGGCAGCAGCGGCGAUAUGAGCAGGUCCAUGGCUAUGGACCAAGAGUUCGCCUCGACAUCGGGCUAUGUUUAUGGCCCGCGUAGCCGCAGCCGCAGCUCACGACGCAGGAGCGUGUCGGGCAUCGAUGACGUUGGCGACUAUGGCGGCAUGCUCAGUCACUGCUCCAGCACUGGCAGCAGUGUCGAGAGUCUGCUCAACAACCAGCUGGUGACGCGCAGCCCACAGCACUCGGCGUUGAACAGCAAUCUGAACAACCUUAACAGUUGCUUGCCCAGACCCAGCACGUCCAAUUUGAUGCCCAAUGUGCAGCAGUUGCCGAUGAGCGUUUCCAAUAUCCAGCAGCAGCACCAUCAACAGCAGCACCAUCACCAGCAGCAGCACCAUCACCACUUGCCGCAACAACAGCAGACACGAGACCUACAAAUGGAGUUGAAUCAACUGCGACUUGGACCCGAUGGCGAGGACAACAGUGGAGGGCGUGCGCCCAAAAAUUAUGCUAUGCCACGCCUCUUGCCGGACAGCCCAAGCCAUCAAUUGCACCAACAGCCACGGCUCUCGGUCAGACUUGAGCGAGCAUUUGAUUUUGAUGCUAGUUUCGAAGAGAGCGACGCACCCGUGCCGUCGCCGGCGCCCCAACAGCUGGCGUACAAUGUGUUGAAGCCGAUACAACAGCAGCAGCAGCAGCAGCAGCAGCAGCAGCAACAACAGCAGCAAUUGCCGCCGCUAUCACAGCAGCCCAGUACAUCGGCCCAGGCAUAUUUGCAUCGGCUUCUGCCCAUGCCACCAGUGACGCAGAGCAGCAUCGUCUCGUAUCAGCGCAUACAGCAGAGUCGCAACAAUGUACAACGGACAGUGAGCAACAACAACUCGGCAGUUGGCUACAGCUACAAUCUGCAGCACCAGCAGCCACAACAAUAUGACCAGCAGCCACAGCAGCAGCAGCAACAGCAGCAGCCGCAUUAUGCUAACUACAGUGAACCCUACAACGUGCAGGAAUUGCAGAUACAAUACAAUUGGCAGGACGAGACUCCGUCUACAUCGGCAGCAGCAACUGGAAUGGCAGGGGGAACACUAUAUCAUACCUAUCAGGAUUUUCUGCAGGCGGCUCCGGAUCCGAGACCAGGAACGGGGCCGCCGAGCAUGAGGAUGCAGAGGUCACCGAUUUUGAAUAGACGCCGCAGCUCCUCGAUUGCGACUGGCGUGCUGCAUGGCGAUCAUGGCUUUAGCUAUGGCAACAACAACAACAACAGCGUUUUCGCCGAACAACAACAGCAGCAGCAGCCGCAGCAUCAGCAGCAGCAGCAACAACAACAGCAGCAGCAGCAGGAACAGGAGCAGCAGCAAGUUGAAGAGGUGGAGGAGCUCUUAACGCUCCCCACCACUGGCAACAGGGAGAGGAUGACGCUGGCCAAGUCCCCGCUUGGUCGGGCCAUCGAGAGUGGUGUACUGACCUUCCAUCAGGCGAUGACCGGUGCGGUAUCGCCCCAGUACACUGGAGUAGUAACGGGAAUGGGAGUUGGAGCAGGAGCUGGAGGAGGAUCUGGAAGCAGUGCUCAGUUGUCAGCCAAUGGGCCUGACAAGUGUCACGUCGGCUCCAGCUCAGCUUUGGCGGCCGUGGCCGAGUAUGCAGCAUCAACAACAACGGCAACAGCAACAACAAGUGGCCCGAGUGCCACGGACUCGAACACAGCCGGUUCCAGUGAUGAUAUUCACUCGCCCGUCGCAAACACCAGGGCUCAGCAGCAGCAAUAUCAGUCAGUGAAGAACAAUCAGCAGCGCGAGCGGGGCGUUGGCGAAACAGCGGCCAGCGUUGCCUACGCACAACAGCAGCUGCGUGGCAGCUCCGCUACCAUAGCCGUAGCUGUACACAUGACGGAGCGACAACGUCUACGCACAUCCAGCAUGCCGGCAGAGAGUCGCAAACCCCGUCUGGCGGACACGCGUCGCUCAGCGAUUCAUUGUGGCGCGGAUGUCGAAAUGGAUUAUUAUCGUUUGCGCAGCUUCAGCAUCACAUCGCAUGGCGUUUGCAAUCUGGGCGAUUCGUUACGCAGCCGCAGGUCACGUUCCAUCAAUUCAGUGACAUCAAAUGGCACCUCGAACAGCGGCAAGGAUCGACACAAUAGCAAUGCAUCGGGCGACAUCCCAGAGGCAGAUGCCCCCGCCAGCCAGCAGCACUCGCAGAGGGCCAACGGAGAGCAAAUACCGGCGUACAAAAUCGCCAUGCUGGGCGCCGCCGGAGUGGGCAAGACCACGCUGACGUAUCAGUUCACCACAUCGGACUACAUCUGCGCCUAUGACUUGAGUCUGGAUGAUGACUAUGGACAGAAAACGGUGUCCGUCUUGGUCGAUAAUAUUGAAACGGAUUUGGAAAUUAUUGAUCAUCCGGCUUGCGAGAUGUCGACCGAGGCUUUCUGCGCCACUUACAACAUUGAUCUAUUCGUUGUGGUCUACUCUGUGGUGGAUCGUGGCACCUUCAAGGCCGCCGAAAAGGUCUUGACCUACCUGAAGGAGAACGACAUGCUGCUAACACGCGGCGCCAUACUCGUGGGCAACAAAACGGAUCUGGAGCGACAUCGCGAGGUGUCGCGUCAAGUUGGUCGCAAGCUGGCCAAGGAGAUCGCGUGCAAGUUCAUCGAGACAUCGUCGGGACUCGAUCACAAUGUGGACGAGCUGCUGGUGGGCAUAGUCGCCCAGGUCAAGCUGAACCCGCAGCGCCUAUCGCUGCUCAGCGAGUACGACCUGCAGCGCCUCAAUUUGCAGACAACAAUUCAGAAGCAUCGACGCAUGCACUUGACAGCCAGGCGGAUGAUGCGCCAAAUGAGCAUCUACCAACUGGAGGAUGACGAGAAGGACGACGACGACCACGACGACGAUAAGGAGAACGAGAGCCAGCAGAAGUCAUUGGAGUCGCUGAAGCGCGCCACCAAUCGACGCACUCUCAAUCUCGAGUGCAUACUGAAGAUGGGUGAGAGCGAGCUGGAGGAGGAGGAGAGCAGCAAGCUGAGCAAGUUCGAGCAGCUGGCAGCCGGCAUGCGACAGCGUCGUGCCCAGGACGGGCAACAGCUGCAGCAGUCGGACAACAACGACAGCAAGCCAUCGACAUCGGCGGCAGCUGCCGCAGCUGCCGCAGCUGCUGCUGCUGCCACUGCCAGUGCGGCUGCCAGGCGACAAUCCAAUGCCAAGGCAGAGCUCGAGGCCUCAGCUUGCAAUCGCCAAGUCGUCAACAAGCUGACGGCACGCACCAAAGUCUUUCUCUCAUCCGUGUUGCGCUUCAGGACGAACAUGAAGCGACGCAACUCCUCCAGCUGCACCAAUUUGUUCGUCAUCUAAAGGGGAGCGUGUGUGGACGGGUGUGCGUGUGUGUGUCUAGCUAUAUUGUUGUAAGCGAGGCUAUAGACUGAGACUAAGUGACUGACUGGAAGUGAGGCAUGGCAACAGAAACAUGCGGAAUUGAAACAACGAAAAGUACAGUCAACACUUGUAAAAAAACAUGUAAAUGCAUCUGCUGCAUCUGAAUAUUAUUCACUGAAACCGAAAGCGGAAAACGGAAAGUGGAAAUUA